Molecule: messenger RNA, 318 nt
Organism: Radiomyces spectabilis
Lineage: Eukaryota; Fungi; Mucoromycota; Mucoromycetes; Mucorales; Radiomycetaceae
Exons: 3
Coding region: 1-318 (105 amino acids)
Biological process (GO): positive regulation of transcription by RNA polymerase II
Cellular component (GO): nucleus
Source: RefSeq, a predicted model, not a curated record
AUGUCACUUUCUUUGCGCUAUUGGUGCCAGUGGGACGAAUGUUCACAGAGAUUCGCCAAUGUCGAAUCUCUUUACGAGCAUCUGUCUGACCAACAUGUCGGUCGCAAAAUCACCAACAACUUGUGCCUGAAAUGCCAAUGGAAAAACUGCGGCACAACAGCUGCUAAGCGAGACCAUCUUGUCAGUCAUCUACGAGUUCAUUUACCUUUUAAACCACACACAUGCUUGACGUGCAAAAAGCCAUUUAAACGGCCGCAGGAUUUGAAAAAGCAUGAAAGGAUACAUACAGCAUCGCAUAAAGGUACAGAACAACAGUGA